Suhomyces tanzawaensis NRRL Y-17324 is the source of this 3348-nucleotide messenger RNA. RefSeq lists its product as uncharacterized. The record is from RefSeq and is a predicted model, not a curated record. NCBI's taxonomy places the organism in Eukaryota, Fungi, Ascomycota, Pichiomycetes, Serinales, Debaryomycetaceae. The transcript has a single exon. The coding region runs from base 1 to 3348 and encodes 1115 amino acids.
AUGACAGAACAACCGGUGGCGUUCAAAAACGGUGCCGAUAUCCACUUCGACUACAAAGGUGAAUCUCCCCAAGUUGCGGCGUCCAAAAAGAAGAAGAAGAGAAAAAGUAAGAGCAAAAAGUCGGUGGAUGUAACUCAGGCUCAUUUGGCCAAUCCCGACGAAGAUUAUCCAACUUCCAGAGUAAUUAAACAAGCACCAAAUGGCGAUGUCAUCGUCGAAAGCCUCAAUGAAGAUCCACCCAAGCACCAUGAUCACAGAGACCAUCUCCAUUCAAGCAUAUGGGACAGUGCAUCCCUUGAAGAACAAGAGAAUUUGAAAUUGUUCUGGGAAUCAUUGGGCGAAAGCCAAAAGAUGGAACUUGUCAAGAUAGACAAGAAGUCAAUCAUGGAAAUCUUCAAAAAUGAAACGAAAGCAUCUAUAAAUAAUGCUCAUCAUAACCAUGCUAAUGGAUCUACAAGCACAGGAAACUCCAAUGGAACAUUGUUCAACAAUAAUUGUACCUGCUCGUAUUGUGGGAGAAGAAGCAAUAUAAUAGAGGAUGAAUUGGAGAAUAUUUAUGACAAUCACUUUGAUGACAUAAUAGAUUUCAUUCACGAGGUACGAGAUAUUAACGACUUGAAUGCUUUGCCAGGUUUGUUGUUUGGAGGGUUUCAUAUGUUGGAAGAAGAGCAUAAACUUCAAAAACGACAACAUCGGCUUAAGCACAGGUCCGAAAGUGAAACUGAACGGGUGCAAAAGCCUACUACGCCUGCACCCAGCGCACCAAUUGGAGGUCACAGGGAACAACGUUCUCUUAUGAGCGAGGAAUCCAAACACAAGAUAAACAAAAUUAACGAGAUCAACGACAAUUUGAACUUCACCAACACAGAAAAAUUGGAAGAAAUUCAAUUGAAAAAGGCAUUGGAUGAAGAUUUCAAUGCCCACAUAGCCCCACCCCUUCCCAGCAAACAAGCAGGUACGGAUACCACAGAUGAGCAGAAAAUUUUUAAUAAAUUAUUGGACCCAAAGCUAGUGGAAGCAUUGGAAAACCUAGAUUUCGAGAAAAUGAGACUGGAUGUGAACGCUUCCAUGAUUAAUAACGAUUACAUAAAUCAAGCUAAUCUUCUACAGAAAGCUGGUUCAUUGAAGGAGAUUAUUAGGGAUCUCCACAAAGCUGAUAAGGCUCAGUUAGAAAAGGGUAUGUCCUUUUUGCAAAACAUGGGUAACAUCUUUUCUUCCAGCGCAAAUACUUUGAAUAAUGAUCCCAACAUACCAUCCAAUGUCUUAACUACCAAAUUCAAUGAUCAAUUAACUCAAGGAUUAUCUAGUUUCGCAGAAGAUUUACUCAAAAACGAUGGUCACUCUUUCGUUGAUAUGAUGGAAUCUUUAUCUGAGUCAAGAACAGCACGAGAGGAUAUUUUGAAAGAAUCUAAAUCCAAAAUUGAUGCUCCGGCUGCUUGGGUUGAUGAGGAUGAUUCGAAGCCCUCGCUGUCACAACCGGCAAUUGAUGCUGAAAGAGAUUAUGAAGAAUAUGAAGAUAAGUUGAACAGCAAAUUCGAAUAUGAAGAAGACGAGGGUAUCGAAGACAACGAGGAGGAGGAAGACGAAGAUGAUGAUGGCGAAGAAGAUGAGGAGGAGGAGAACGAGGAUGAGCUAGAUGAUCAAGAUGCAAGUGACACGGAAUCCGAAAUCUCAGAAGAAGAAAAGAUGCAAGAGAUUCGCCGUUUAUUUUUGAUUCAAGUGAUAAAAUUGUUUCAAGAAAGGUUGAAGAAUGCGUAUAAGGAGAAGUUAUCUAAAGAUCGUACCCAAAUGUUGAUUGAAGAGUUGGAAGCAGAAGAAAACGCAAAGAAGGAACGGGAAUUGAAAAAGUUACAGCAGAGAGAAAAGGCAAAAGAAAAGAAAAGACUUCAACAAUUGGCUAAGGAGGAGGAAAGAAAGAAAAAAGAAGAGGAGCAAAGGAUCAAGGAAGAGGAGGAACGCCAAAGGGCUGAAGCCUUAAGAGCAGAGCAAAAACGGAAGAAGGAAGAAGCACGUCUCAAAAAAGAAGAAGAGAAGAAAAAGAGAAUUGAAGAGUUGAAAAGGAAGGAGGAAGAACAUCGUAAAAAGGUAGAAGCACAAAUCCAAAAGGAAGAAGAGGCUAAGAGAGUCAAGGAAGAAAGACGCAAGAGAGCGGAAGAGGAACGCAAAAAGAGAGAGGAAGAGAAGAAGCAGAAGGAGAUCUUGAAGAAACAAAGAGAGGAAGAAAAAAGGUUGAGAUUAGAGAAAGAGCAAAAGGAGAGGCUCAAACAAGAGCAAGACAAUCAAGAUCGUAUAGCAGCCGAAAUAUCACAGAAGGCUGCGUUUGUUGCCGUAGAAGAUGACGAAAAUGUUCCAAUUUCUCCUACAAAAUCACCUUCAAAGAAUCACAUUUUGGAACAGUUGUAUCAAGCUCGUCCUGGAUCUAUCUCCAACGCCUCAAAUACCCAAUUAUCUAAUCCAGACCCAUUCCUUCCAGGAGGUGUAUCUCCAAACCCGGCCAACAUUAUUCCAAAUCCUCAGCCAUUCCAGAGUGUCUCGCCCUCUACGCACAACAGUCUUCUCUAUGGAACCCAAACGGGAUCUAUGUCACCGUGGUCGAGUAAAUCUAGACUCAACUCGGUUUCAAACGUUCCAGCAUCCCAACCUAACUUGUUCCAAUCUCAGCUUUCCAAUAAUUUCAGCCCGUUUAAUGGAUUUAGUGGCGAAACUCAGCUAGGAACUGAACCAUUUAAUAGCAAUCCCGCGCCUGGUACCAAUAGCGUUUGGAGCCAAUCGCGAAAUAAUUCCAUCUGGAGCACCACACCUUCUGGGAAUAUUUGGGGCAAUAAUGUCAAUAUGCCCAACGCGAAUAUUCCGAACCCUGUUGCCAAGCCUGUCAACUUAGUUGCAGACUCCUUGAUCCAGACUGCCGCCUUCAAUGCAUUCCAACUCUUGCAAAACUCCAACCAACUUGAAUUCGGUGUCGUUCCUCUUUUGAAGCUUUACCAAAGCACCAAAACUGUCAUGAACAACAACGCGCUCACUGUCAAUCAGUUUUUGGGAGCAUGUCGCAGCAACUCGUCGUACCUCUUUGAUUUAAUCUACGAUGACUUCGGGACUGUUACCCAUGUCAAGGUUUCCGAAUCUACGUUGGCACCUCAGUAUCCUGCGUACGCCCCCAUAAAUCCAAACCAAAACGUGCAAUUCGUUGCACCCAGUGCCGGAGUUGCUGCGAUACCUGCAACAGCAAAUGGAAAUUUCCGGACAUCUCCGCCUCCAGGUUUGGGCUCAUCUGCUGGAAGAGAAGAACCAUUUGGAUUCAACGGCUUCGGCGACACUUCGGCAAAUGGAGGUCGAGGGCUAUGGAACUAA